This is a messenger RNA of Rhinocladiella mackenziei CBS 650.93, 3366 nucleotides long. RefSeq lists its product as uncharacterized. Lineage: Eukaryota; Fungi; Ascomycota; Eurotiomycetes; Chaetothyriales; Herpotrichiellaceae. The record is from RefSeq and is a predicted model, not a curated record. Gene Ontology annotation, molecular function: tRNA binding; ribosomal large subunit binding. The coding region runs from base 1 to 3366 and encodes 1121 amino acids. The transcript is spliced from 2 exons. Gene Ontology annotation, biological process: rescue of stalled cytosolic ribosome; ribosome-associated ubiquitin-dependent protein catabolic process. Gene Ontology annotation, cellular component: RQC complex.
AUGAAGCAGCGCUUCUCAUCCCUCGACGUGAAGGUCAUUGCCCACGAAUUAUCAGCUUCUCUCACCAGUCUGCGUGUCUCAAAUAUCUACGAUCUUUCCAGUCGAAUUUUCCUGGUCAAAUUCGCCAAACCCGGCCGCCGAGAACAACUGCUAAUAGACUCUGGCUUUCGAUGUCACCUCACAUCCUUCUCCCGCACGGCGGCCACUGCCCCGUCAGCCUUUGUCAGUCGUUUGCGGAAGUACCUCAAGAGUAGGCGCGUGACCAAUGUGGCACAAAUAGGGACCGACCGAGUCGUGGAACUCACCUUCAGUGAUGGGCAAUAUCGAUUGUUCCUGGAAUUCUUCGCCGCCGGAAACAUAAUCGUCACGGAUGCGGAGUUGAACGUACUGGCCUUGCAGCGACAAGUGAGUGAGGGUGACAAAGAUGUCGACGUCAAACUUGGCGGGAAAUAUGUGCUCGAAGCGAAACAGAACUUCCAUGGUGUCCCUUCUAUCACACCCGAAAGAGUGAAAGAAACCCUCGAAAAGGCCAUACAGAGAACGAAAGCGGCCAAUGAGAUCGGAGGCAAAAAGGCGAAGACAGCAAGAGGCGGAGAUGAUUUGAGAAAGGCUUUGAAUGCUGGUUUUCCCGAAUUUCCUGGCCAUUUGUUGGAUCACGUUUUCAAGGAGACAGGGAUCGACACAGGCCUGAAGGCGGAAGAUGUCACCGGGAAUCAAGAGUCUAUACAGCUGAUAAUGAAAGCUUUGGAUCAGGCGGAGGAUAUUUUCAAGGCCUUGGAUGCUGGCCAUUCGAAGGGCUACAUUAUUGCCAAAUUAAAGAUGCCUCCGCCGGAUGCUGAACCGUCAGACACCCAGAUUCCAAACGGAGACGCGCUCUUUUAUGAUGAUUUUCACCCAUUCAGACCGUCUCAGUUUGAGGACAAGCCGGACAUAUCUAUUCUUGAAUUUGACGGCUUCAAUCGCACCGUGGACGAAUUCUACUCCUCGAUCGAAUCCCAGAAGCUCGAGUCGCGACUUACAGAACGGGAGGAGGCGGCAAAGAGAAAGCUCCAAACCGCAAAGGAUGCGCAUGAGAAGAGACUGGGAGCUCUUCAACAAGUCCAAGAAUUGCACGUCCGAAAAGCACAAGCUAUCGAGGCAAAUACUCACCGAGUAGAAGAAGCUUGUGCUGCUGUUAAUGGCUUGAUUGGCCAGGGCAUGGAUUGGGUAGACAUCGGCAAGUUGAUUGAGAACGAACAAAAACGCGGAAACGUCGUAGCACAGACGGUCAAGCUUCCUCUAAAGCUCGAAGAGAACACGGUCACCCUGUUGCUUGAUGAACCUAGCUUCGAUGAAGGAUAUGAGAGCGAAGAAGAGGACAAGACCGAUGAUGAGGACGAGUCUGACGAGAGUUCGGGUAUGGGACCCAGCAAAACAGCAUCCUCAGUUGCAGAGAAACGAUUGGCUAUUGAUAUCGAUCUUGCUCUUUCACCAUGGGCUAACGCCCGGCUGUACUAUGACCAAAAGAAGAGUGCUGCUAUCAAAGAGAAGAAGACGAUAGAAGCCUCCGCAAAAGCUCUUCAAUCCGCCGAAAAGAAGAUUGAUGCCGACCUGAAAAGGGGCCUGAAGCAGGAGAAAGCUGCCUUAAGACCUGCAAGAAAGCAGUUUUGGUUUGAGAAGUUCCUCUACUUCAUCUCCAGUGACGGAUAUCUGGUGAUUGGCGGCAAGGAUGCUCAACAGAACGAACUGCUUUACCGAAGAUACCUGAAAAAAGGAGAUAUUUAUGUUCAUGCCGAUCUUCAAGGCGCUUCGAGCGUGAUUGUGAAGAAUAAUCCGAGGACUCCUGACGCACCGAUACCUCCAUCGACAUUGUCACAGGCGGGUGCUUUGACGGUUUGCACGAGUAGCGCAUGGGAUUCAAAGGCGCUCAUGGGUGCAUGGUGGGUUAAUGCUGAUCAAGUCAGCAAGACUACCCCGACUGGCGAGUACCUUACGACUGGUGGGUUUGUCAUUCGAGGCCACAAAAAUCUUUUACCCCCAAGCCAACUGCUACUCGGCUUUGGAGUCAUGUGGUUGAUCAGUGAGGAGAGCAGGGUCAACCAUGGGAAGCAUCGGUUGGAAAGAACAGAGAGCAUGCUAUCAGGCGAAGCGAAAGCCUUGGCAAAUGACGCCAGAGGGCUCGAGGAGCCAGACCAGCCAGGAGAAGCAGGAACAUCGUCUCAUGAGCAGAAUCAGGCAGUUCCCGAUAUCGAAGGUGCCGCUGACAAUGCAGGUGGAGAAGAGAAAGAGAACGACCUUGGUGUGAGCUUAUAUGAGAAUCCUGAGGAUGACAACCAGGACCAAAGCGAGGAAGAAGAUAACGAUUCGAUCACGUCUUCCGAAAUCGAUGAUAAGCGGUCGAACCCUUUACAAGUCCAUGGUCCCGACCAAAACCCCCCAGAGCCUGAUGGCAAGGACGACCCCGAAGUCGAUUUCGAGGCUGAGUCGGAUAGCAAGUCAAAUGAAAAUGAUGGCAAUGAAGAGAUCGGUCUCGACGACACACCUGACGGAGACUCUUCAACACGACUAUCCACGCCAGCGCCCUCGCAGCCAAAAUCUCAACCACCUCAAACUACUAAGCCCAAACAACUGCAGCAACAGUAUGCUCGUGGCAAACGAACUAAAAUCAAACGCGCGCAGAAGAAAUACGCAGACCAAGACGAAGAAGACCGCGCCCUCGCCAUGCAACUUCUCGGCUCGAACCGUGCCCAAGAACGCAAAGAAGCCGCCGAAGCAGAACGAGCCGCACGCGAAGCCAAAGCUCAAGCCGACAAAGAACGACGCAAAGCACAGCACGCAAAGGCUGCGGAGAAAGAACGCCUACGCCGCGAACAACUUGAAAAAGCUGCCGCAGACAGCACCAAUUCCUAUAACCUCGACGAUGACGAAUUGAGUAAAGAGCAAUUGGAGCAAGAACGUCGGGAACUCAUGGACAUUGACCGGCUAGUCCCGAUGCCUGAGCCCGGCGAUGAACUGCUCGCUGGGAUUCCCGUUGUCGCGCCGUGGACGGCGAUGGCGAGGCAGAAAUAUAAGAUUAAAUUGCAGCCUGGAAAUGUGAAAAAGGGGAAAGCCGUUAAAGAAAUCCUGGGAUUUUGGACAAGCCUCGGGACAAGGGGGCCGAAGGUGGUUGAUGAAUCGAAUAGAGAUAAAGAACGCGUGUGGAGGAGGGAAGUCGACCUCCUCAAGGAGUGGAGGGUCGAGGAAGUUGUCGGGUAUGUUCCGGUGAAGGGGUGCAGGAUUGUACAAGGGGGUGGGAUGGGAGGUGGUCUUGGAGGAGGAGGUAGUAGUGGUGGAGGGAAAGGGAAACGAGGAAGUGGUGGUGGCGGUGGUGGGAAGAAAGGGAGAUAG